Anopheles bellator is the source of this 2460-nucleotide messenger RNA. RefSeq names its product peptide transporter family 1-like. Gene Ontology annotation, biological process: transmembrane transport; oligopeptide transport. Bases 170 to 2341 code for a protein of 723 amino acids. NCBI's taxonomy places the organism in Eukaryota, Metazoa, Arthropoda, Insecta, Diptera, Culicidae. Gene Ontology annotation, cellular component: membrane. The record is from RefSeq and is a predicted model, not a curated record. The transcript is spliced from 6 exons. Gene Ontology annotation, molecular function: dipeptide transmembrane transporter activity.
GGGUCGUACCGGGCAGAACCUCGCAGAACCCGCCAGUCGGUCGUGCCAAUCGAGGUCAAAGUGUGUGCCGUGUGCUGUGUAGUACAACCAGAAUGGUCAUAACCGUUUAAAACAGGAAACAGAUCGUAGACACACACAUCCAGUAGACAGUAGACAGUGUUGAUCCGCAAUGGCUGAUCCGAGCAAAGAAGAGAGUGCCGCUCCGGAGGUAGAGAUGGAGGUAGAGGUCAAGGAUGUGGAAGGCGAAACAAAGAAACUCAAGUAUCCCCGAGCGAUACCGUUCAUUGUCAGCAAUGAGUUCUGCGAGCGUUUCAACUACUAUGGCAUGCGAACGGUCUUGGUCCUUUAUCUGACCCGAAAGCUCGACUUCGACGAUGACACGGCCACGGUCCUGUACCACACGUUCACCACGCUGGUCUACUUUAUGUGCGUGGUCGGGGCGAUCAUCGCCGACAGUUGGCUGGGCAAGUUCCGCACCAUCUUCUACCUGUCGAUCGUGUACACGAUCGGGAGCGCCUGCAUAGCGCUCGGGGCGAUCCCGACCUGGGACCUGAAUGCGCGGGCCGCCACCAUCGCCGGGCUGCUGCUGAUCGCGUUCGGCUCCGGGGGCAUCAAACCGUGCGUGGCCGCGUUUGGGGGCGAACAGUUCAAGCUGCCAGAGCAGGCCAAGUACCUGGCGUUGUUCUUCUCGAUGUUCUACUUUGCGGUCAACUCCGGCUCGUUCGUCUCUACUAUGGUGACGCCAAUCUUGCGCGAGGACGUGAAGUGCUUCGAUGACGACGACUGCUUCCCGCUCGCGUUCGGUGUGCCCGGCGUGCUAAUGGUGGUGUCGAUCAUCAUCUUCGUGCUCGGCAAACCGCUGUACAAGAUGUCGGCCCCGGCCGGCAACAUGUUCGUCAAGGUGUCCAAGUGUAUCUGGACGGCCAUCCGGACGAGGUCGAGGGAGAAGUCCGUGAACCCGCGGGAGCAUUGGUUGGACUACUCGGAGAAACGCUGGGGCCGCCAGCUGGUGGACGAGACGCGGAUCUUGCUGAACGUGCUGACGCUUUACAUCCCGCUGCCCGUGUUUUGGGCCCUGUUCGACCAGCAGGGCUCCCGCUGGACGUUCCAGGCAACCCGAAUGGACGGCGAUCUCGGCUUCUGGACGAUCAAACCGGACCAGAUGCAGGUCAUCAACCCACUGCUGAUUCUGGUGUUCAUUCCGCUGUACGAGAUCGCUUUCUAUCCGCUGCUGAGCAUGAUCGGCAUCCGACGCCCGCUACAGAAGCUGACGCUGGGCGGGAUCUUCGCCGGCGUGGCGUUCGUCAUUUCGACGAUUGUCGAAAUCCAGUUGGAGUCCACGUACGCGGUACUGCCGAAGGCUGGCGAAGGGCAACUGCGCAUCUUUAACGGGCUCGAGUGUGAUUACCUCGUGCGAAGUGACGUUCCCGAGCACGCCGACUUCACGCUGGAGCGCAUGAGCAUGUUCGAGGAGAAGUACCUUAGCGUGAGCGGGUCGGCCCGCUACACGUACACCAUGACCUCCACCAGUGCGGGGCCGGACUGCGAGGUGCCGGUGCAGGGUACGUUCGAGGUGAACGAAGAGAAACAAAUCUCCUACUUCCUACGCAAGCAAAACGGCGGCACCGACAUGCUGCGGUACGAGGACGACACGGAGAAGUCUUCCAAGGGCUACCCCAUGUUCCGUGUGCUCGGCAGCACGGCCACCAACCGGAUAGUCGUGUUUCGUGACAUUGACACGUCCAAGCCGUUCGAUCGCCACACGAAUGGGUCCUACGUCUACGACUUGAUCGAGUCGUACCCGUCCGAUUACGACAUCUUCGUCGAUGGCGAACUGACACUGACCUUUUCGAUGCGCCUCGGAGGCGUUUACGCUUUCAUCGUCAGCGAUCUCGAUAAUGGUCGUGCGACCAUCCAAACGAUCGAGGUGACCGAAGCGAACUCGAUCAACAUGCUGUGGCUGAUACCGCAGUACGUAGUUAUGACGCUCGGCGAGGUGAUGUACUCCAUCACGGGGCUAGAGUUCUCGUUCACGCAGGCCCCGCAGAGCAUGAAGUCGGUGCUGCAGGGCUGCUGGCAGCUAACGGUGGCCGUCGGCAACCUGAUCGUGGUCAUCGUGGCCGAGGCGAAAAUCUUCGACGCCCAGAAGUGGGAGUUCGUGCUGUUCGCCGGCCUGAUGUUCGUGGACAUGGGCCUGUUCGCUAUACUGGCCUGGCGCUACAAAGCGAUCCCGCUAAAAACGUACGACGAGGAGGACGACCCGAACGCGACCCUGCCAAUCGAGCAGAAGGAAGAGCACGGUCUGGACAAUCCCGCGUUUAAGAAAGCGUCCGACGAGUAAGUGACAUACGGGAGCACGCGCUGGUAAAUCACCACAGCAGUAGCAGCAGCGGCGGAUGACGCGCGUCACCAGUAGAAUUAAAUUUUCUAUGAAAAUUUUUGCGCAAUAAAUAGCAUUCA